CACCUCCCAAAUCUCGCGUUGGAGACACAAAUCUCCACUGCACAUUUUGAACUGCGUAGCGACAGGGGUAUCUUGCGUUGUGUGGGGCACAAAAAAAAAAAAAAAAAAAAAAAAAAAAGAGAAGGAAAACCCUCAACAUGGCAGAUGUUGCAACCUUAGACGAGGAACCAAAGCAAGAGGAAUCUACUACAUCAAUCAAGUCCGACACCGAGGAGACCUCCGAAGAAACACCCAAUGGCGUGAAAACGGAUGCUGAAGAAACUAAGCCCCCCAAAGAAAAGCAUGAUGCUAAAGAGAAGUCCUCCGGGAGCAGAAGAGGGAACCGAUUCCAUCCGUACAAAGACAAACAUGGUGGAGAAAAGAAGGGUGCACAUAGGAACCGGGUGUUCAUCAGCAAUAUCCCCUAUGAUAUGAAGUGGCAGGCAAUUAAAGAUCUAAUGCGUGAGAAAGUUGGUGAGGUUACAUACGUGGAGCUCUUUAAGGAUGCAGAAGGAAAGUCAAGGGGUUGUGGUGUGGUGGAGUUCAAAGAUGAGGAGUUUGUGAAGAAGGCGAUAGAAACUAUGAAUAAGCAUGACCUGAGUGGAAGGCCACUUAACAUCAAGGAGGACCCUGAUGGUGAGCAUGCUCGGCGCGUGCUACAGCGCAUGGGAGGAGGUCAACAGGGAGGUCGUGGGCAGGACAUGGGGCCUGGUGGUAUGAACAUCCCACCCUCCAUUGCUAACAACCCCAACAUCCCACCUGACGUCAUCCAUGCACUGCAGGCCGGACGACUGGGCCACACAGUGUUUGUGGCCAAUCUGGAUUUCAAGGUGGGCUGGAAGAAGUUAAAGGAGGUGUUUGGCAUGGCAGGUGUGGUGAAACGGGCAGAUGUUAAGGAAGAUAAAGACGGAAAGAGCCGUGGGAUGGGAACAGUGACUUUUGAGCAGCCACUGGAGGCUGUGCAGGCCAUAUCCAUGUUCAAUGGACAGAUGCUCUUUGACAGACAGAUGCAUGUUAAAAUGGAUGAGAAAUCUCUUCCCCCUGAUGAUUUCCGUCAAGUAGAAAAAACUCCUCAGUUACCACGGGGUCUAGGUGGUAUUGGCAUGGGACUGGGGCCGGGAGGGCAGCCUAUAAAUGCCAACCGUCUGAGUGGUGGGGGAGGCAUGGGCUCCAUGGGGCCUGGAGGUAUGGAUAUUCCAGGUUGUGGUGGAAUGAACAGACUUGGAGGAGGAAUGAGUGGUGGCGGAGGCUUCGGGGGCAUGGAUAACAUGGGCAACAUGGGUGGCUUUGGAGGGAGAGACAUGGCGCCAGUUGGCAGGAUGGGAGAUAUGUACCGGUCAGGAAUGGGUGGGAUGGAUCGGGACUUUGGCCACAGUGACAUGCCAAUGAAUCGAGGAUUUGGGGAUUCUUUUGGAGGAAUGGGUGGAGGUUUUGGAGGAGGCAUGGGCAGUGGUGGCAUGGGGCACAUGGGGACUGCAUUAGGUAGUGGAAUUGGCAACAUGUCGAUGGACCGUAUGGGCUCUGGCUUUGACCGUAUGGGCAUGUCAGGAAUGGACAUGAACCGUGGCUUUGGUGGCUAUGGAGGUGGCGGACCAGGCCACAUGGGUGGAGGCAUGUCUGACAGAGGCUCUGGGUCCAAAGCAGGCUGUCAGAUCUUUGUACGAAAUCUGUCCUAUGAUCUGACAUGGCAAAAGCUGAAAGAGAAGUUCAGUCACUGUGGCCAGGUAAUGUUCGCAGAGAUCAAGAUGGAGAAUGGAAAGUCAAAGGGAUGUGGAACAGUGAGAUUUGACUCUCCAGAGAGUGCUGAGAAGGCCUGCAGGAUGAUGAAUGGAACCAAGAUCAACGGCCGAGAGGUGGAUGUCCGCAUCGAUCGCAACGCCUAGAGCUUUUGUAGAAGUCAUGCUAACACACUUCCACAUUCAGCCCUCUUGUCAGUGAUCUUUUGUUUUGUUUUAAAAACACAAUUACUUCAUAUCUCCCAUGUGUCCACUGUUUAAUUUUUUUGUUUAUAUAUACUACAUAGCUCUUAUCUUUUGUUUUGUAAACCCUUUUUAAUUUGUCAGGCAGUUUAUUUGAACAAAUAAACUUUUUAAUUUUUAAA
This is a messenger RNA of Dicentrarchus labrax (European seabass), 2080 nucleotides long. It is a transcript of the gene myef2, whose product is annotated as myelin expression factor 2. Gene Ontology annotation, cellular component: post-mRNA release spliceosomal complex; cytoplasm; nucleus. The record is from RefSeq and is a predicted model, not a curated record. Bases 138 to 1862 code for a protein of 574 amino acids. Gene Ontology annotation, molecular function: mRNA binding. Gene Ontology annotation, biological process: regulation of mRNA stability involved in response to oxidative stress. The transcript has 17 exons. Lineage: Eukaryota; Metazoa; Chordata; Actinopteri; Moronidae.